UUGUUGCUUUACACUAACAGAAUAAUAGAUAUAACAGAUAAUGAUAAAUAACAAUAACUUGAAUGCACAACAUCCCAACAUAUGAAAUAUGGUUAUGAUCAAAUCUUUUGCUGUCAUUUUGGGUAAACUAGGAACAGAUUUGCAUUUCAUUUCUCCAACAUCACACUUCAAUGAUCUCUACUUCACUUUGUCACUCUGCAUCUCUCUCUUCAUGAAGAACUGUGACCCAGACUGCACCUCCAUCUGUCCGUGUCUCAGCCUUUUUGUUUCGCACACAUUGAAGGGUGUGAUAAUCCAAAACUACAGAGAGGAAUGAGGACAUCUGUCUACUGAUUUAGCAGUUGUCUAUUAUUAUUAUUGAUCACUUACCAUUUGUUGUGGAUCCUACAGGAUCUACAAGUACCAGGCUCACGGCUACGCCUUCAGCUCUGUGGAGGAACUGCUGGACUCUCUCGGGGGGAGUGGCUUCAUCAACAUGACCCGAAGGCCGCUCUCUGAUUCGCUGCUGGAGCUGGGUGUGUCGCAGCGCUUCAUCGACGAGGUCAUCGAGCCCGUCAUGAGGGUCAACUACGGACAGAACGUCAGCAUCCCCGCCUUUGUAGGCGCUGUGUCUCUGGCUGGUGCCCAGAACAACCUGUGGGCGGUGGAAGGAGGCAACAAGCUGGUGUGUUCUGGCCUGCUAAAGACGGCCAACGCUAACCUUCUGCAGGCACAAGUCAACUCCAUCUCACCGCUCUACUCAGGUACUUCAACCCUGAGAGUACCAUGAUUCAGAUUCAUUUCAUUAAGUUUUCCAAGAUU
Molecule: messenger RNA, 801 nt
Organism: Notothenia coriiceps (black rockcod)
Lineage: Eukaryota; Metazoa; Chordata; Actinopteri; Perciformes; Nototheniidae
Product: prenylcysteine oxidase-like
Exons: 2
Coding region: 476-769 (97 amino acids)
Biological process (GO): prenylated protein catabolic process; prenylcysteine catabolic process
Molecular function (GO): prenylcysteine oxidase activity
Source: RefSeq, a predicted model, not a curated record